This is a messenger RNA of Zeugodacus cucurbitae (melon fly), 1604 nucleotides long. RefSeq names its product haloacid dehalogenase-like hydrolase domain-containing protein 2. The record is from RefSeq and is a predicted model, not a curated record. The transcript has 5 exons. Lineage: Eukaryota; Metazoa; Arthropoda; Insecta; Diptera; Tephritidae. The coding region runs from base 22 to 855 and encodes 277 amino acids. Gene Ontology annotation, biological process: dephosphorylation. Gene Ontology annotation, molecular function: phosphatase activity.
GAAAUUUUGUUAUCGGCUAUUAUGAGUGUGGGAUUUGUGGGUGGAAACAUUUGUAAACAAUUGUUUUCGCAAAAAAGUUUAAACAUGGUUAUAAAAGCCGCUCUUAUUGAUUUAAGUGGAACUUUGCAUAUAGAUGAUGAACCGACUCCAGACGCUGUAAGCGCUCUAAAAAGGUUGCGCGAUACAAAUAUUCACAUAAAAUUUGUAACUAAUACUACAAAGGAGUCGCGUAAAACUCUACAUGAGCGUUUACGAAAAAUUGGUUUUGAAUUGGAAGCGCAUGAAAUUUUUAGUUCAUUAAGUGCAGCCGCGAAUUAUGUUGAGAAGGAGAAACUAAACCCCAUGUACUUGUUAAGUGAAGAUGCAAGGUCGGAUUUUGGUGCCACGGAUCCACAACGCGAACUGGAUGCGGUGGUAGUUGGCUUAGCACCGAGCGAAUUCUACUAUGAAAAUUUGAAUAAAGCUUUCAAUUUACUUAUUGCGAACAAGAAUAACCGACUUGUAGCCAUACACCAAGGAAAAUACUACAAACGAAAAGAUGGUCUAGCUUUAGGGCCAGGCGCUUUUAUUAAGGGGCUGGAAUAUGCAGCUUCAGUAAACUCUGUGUUGAUAGGAAAACCCAAUGAAUAUUUUUUUAAAAGAGCCAUUCCCGAAGGCAUAUGCCCUGAAGAAUGUGUUAUGAUAGGAGACGAUCCAAAUGACGAUGUUGCUGGCGCAAUGAAGUUAGGGCUCAAAGGAAUUCAAGUAAAGACCGGAAAAUAUUUACCAAACAUAGCAGUUACGGAGCAGCCAACGGUAAUUGUGGAAAACUUUUCAGAGGCAGUCGACUGGAUAAUAAAGUCUAAUUUAAAUUGAAUUAAAAAUUCAAUAAAAAUUUGAAUUUCACAGAUUUUUGAAAAAAAAAAACCUGAAAGUAAAUAAACCUCAUACUUAAAAUACCGCAAAAAACAAUAAUUUUCUUGGAAUAAGCACUCUCAGAGGAUGACUACUACACCACUUGGAAAUAGAAACGAUAUUGUGUUAAAUCAGCUGUAAUUCCUCCGAUAACAUUGAUUGCAUACAAAAAAUCGAUUAUAAAAUAAUUACAAAGAAUCGGGACGGAACGGAUAGAAACGAUAUUGUAUUAAAUCAGCUGUAAUUCUCCGAUAACAGGGACUCCACAAAAAAUCAAUUAUAAAAUAAUUACAACGAAUAUAAAAUUGAUAAAUUAUACAAAGUUUCCUGAGUCCUGCAUAAUUAAUUAAUUUUACGAUUGUUUAACAAUUUCCUAAAUGUUUUUUUACAUCACUUUUUUUAUAAUCGCUCUGCUACAUUUCGUUCUAUCAAUUGUUAUUUUGAAUUUGAAAUGUUUAGCAUACGCCUUGAACAUAACCAAUAUUUGACAUACAUACACAUAUGAUGAACGUGUAUAGCUACUGUAAUAUUGAAAUUGUAAUCGAUUAUACUAAAAACAAUAUUUAAAAUUGUAUUUCAAUAUUUUUGUAAUGUCUAAUUAUCAAAGAAAGUCUGUUAAUAAUGUCGGUAAUAAAAAGACUAUGUCUGGAAAAAAUGAAACUAAUUCUGUUUUGAAAGCAAAAUGCAUAAAAAACCGUGGAACAAACCAU